CCCAAACAACCGUCACCAAACGACCUCAGAUUGUAAAUUUAGCCUUCUAUUCUGCAUCGUCUUCGUCUUCGUCUUCUCUUCAUUAACGUUACCAGCAUUUGGGUAAAAUGUACCGAGCGAGCGUGAGGAAUUAGCGUUCCACUGAUCUUGAUUCUUGAAUAAAACAAUAAUCGCAAGCAAUCCGAUUCCUCAUGGCUCACUGGAUCUCCUCCAAGCUCAAAGCUGCCGAGAAUAUCCUCCAGCAGAUUGAUCAGCAAGCAGCUGAAUCACUUAAGAAGGGCGAAAAGGCCCGAUCUGAUGGGUUAGAUCUUGAAAUCUCGGCUAUACCCAGUGAGAGUAAGCCAUUGAAGGACCAGCUAAAAAAGAAAAUACCAGAAAGCAAGGAUUUUGCUGGAAAAUUACGGGAGGAUCGGAAUUUGAAUGCGGUUAGCAGUGAGAAUAGUAAGAAUUACGGCGUUUCCAAUUAUAAAAAGGAGAAGGAGGUUGUUACACCAGCAAGUUUGAGCCCUAAGCCGCCGGGUACUAAUACUAGUACCCUUACGGAUACUGAUUGGACGGAAUUGCUGAGUGUUCCGAAUAAAACCCCCACACUGGGCACUGCUCGCAUUAGCAAUAGAGCGGGAGGGGUUCGGGGUUUGAAGAAGGACAGUAGGAUUCAAGGGAGUUUGGGUUCUGGUUCCAGUUUGUUGGCAUUAGGUGAGAAAAAGAGCCUGAAGUUUCAUAAUAAUGUUCCAAAGAGUUCGAGUGAGCCAGAUGGUCAAUUAGGGAAUAAGGGGAAUGAUAGUGCGCGGGAUGGGAGAUUUAGUGAUGGGGUAAAUGUGUCGUCAAGAAGCUCAAGCCCGGAAUUAAAAAGUGAUGGAGACAGUUCAGAAAAAGGUCAUUCUGAUGGAAGGAAUGAGGCUUCGAACCUUUUGCAUGGGAACAAUGAUGAAAAGAGUACAGCAAUGGAUCAGCAUGUGGAUGUUAUAAAGGAUGGAGAUGUUGGAUGGGAUAAGGGCUCCCCUAUUGGGAUGGAGUCUGCCACUAUUAAUGGGCAGUUGGAUCUAAAGACGCAGACAAACGAUAAUCAGAGGUUUAAAAAUGGCCCUACAGUGGGUUCUCAAAGUUCUCUGAAGAUAAACUCUUCUUCACCAAGUGAUGGAGAAUCAGACUCUGAGACGGAUUCAACAUCUUCAUCAGGAAGCGAACAUGAAAGAGAAGAAAGGAGAAAAAGAAGGCAGCAGAUUCUGGCAGAAAAAGCGGCUGCAAAAGCAAUUGAAGCAAUAAGAGAGCGUGAGGAUAUGGUAGCUAAAUUGGAAGGGGAGAAGCAGAGUUUAGAAAAAAUACUUGAAGUGCGGGCCAAGCAACAAGCACAAGAGGCUUCUGAAUUACAGACAAAAAUGAUGGAAACAUUGGAAGCUGUUGAGUUAGAGAAGCAAAAACACAACAGCACUAGAAUGGAAACCCUGACACGACUAGCAAAACUUGAGACGGCUAAUGCGGAGCUUGCAAAGUCACUUGCUACUGCACAAUGGAAUCUUGAAGUAGAGGUUAAUCGUGUUACUGAACUUCGUGAACAAGUUGAGCUGAAAGAAGCAGCUCAAGAAGAACUAAGAAGGAAGAUUUCUCAAACUAAAGAAAGUGGAGAUAAAUUGGUUGCAUCAAAAGGAGUUGAAUUUGAACGGGAGAUACUUGAGGCGGAGUACUCUUUCUUAACAGAUAAAGUGGGCAUAUUGCAAGAAAAGGCAAAGACACUGGAAACGAGCAUUGAUACAACUAAGAGAGAACUGGAGAGUCCUACUGAAGUGGAAGUUGAGCUAAAGCGUAGGCUUGGUCAAUUGACUGACCAUUUGAUUCAGAAACAGGCCCAGGUUGAGUCACUCUCCUCUCAGAAGGCGACACUAUUGUUUAAAAUCGAGGCUGUUUCAAGGACACUGGACGAAAACAAGUCAAUGCUGGAUUCAGCCGACAUUCCUAGUACCUCAUCAACCAGCGAUUUGGAGUCGGGCGAUUGGAGCCUUCGAAAUCCAAAACUGAAGUCUCCAUUCGAGGAAAGAAUGCAUUCAGGUCAGCAACAUUUCUGGUCAUUGGUUUGGCAACUAGACUCCAUCUUUUCUGCAGGCGCCGUUUUCCUGAGACGAAACUCGCAGGCGAGAAUAUGGUCGCUCGUUUACCUCGCCUGUCUUCACCUCUGGGUCAUGUACAUUUUAAGGUCUAAUUCUUCAGUGUCUGAAGUGGCCACUGGUGCUGCAGUUUCCCUGGAGAAUAUCAAUAACACUGCAAGGAUCUAAUUUGUUUUGUUUGUGGCUGGGUGGAUUUAUGUCAAUUUCACCUCAUUUUGAUGUAAUAAUAGGUGUUUGGUUAUCAGUUAUUGGCAAAGUAUUAUACACAGUUAUAUAGAAAAUUAUAUAAAUGCUGGUAUCAUAAGCAUGAGGUCUGGAGUUUGGCCAA
Molecule: messenger RNA, 2430 nt
Organism: Ipomoea nil (Japanese morning glory)
Lineage: Eukaryota; Viridiplantae; Streptophyta; Magnoliopsida; Solanales; Convolvulaceae
Product: golgin candidate 2
Exons: 10
Coding region: 192-2270 (692 amino acids)
Biological process (GO): Golgi organization; retrograde transport, vesicle recycling within Golgi
Cellular component (GO): Golgi membrane; Golgi cisterna
Source: RefSeq, a predicted model, not a curated record